Messenger RNA from Lates calcarifer (barramundi perch), 2986 nucleotides. RefSeq names its product zinc finger protein 572. The coding region runs from base 99 to 2456 and encodes 785 amino acids. The record is from RefSeq and is a predicted model, not a curated record. NCBI's taxonomy places the organism in Eukaryota, Metazoa, Chordata, Actinopteri, Centropomidae. The transcript is spliced from 8 exons.
UACUUUCCGCAUCCGCCCACGACCAAGAAGGUGCGCGCGGACCUCUUAAGUGGACGUCCGCGUGCAAUCCAGUAGUUGUGACAGCGCGGAGUGUAGGCAUGGCAUGUGCGCCGACUACGCAUGCUCCGGAGAGCAAAAUGGAUUCUCGUUUUGCAGAGAGAUUGUGCGAAGAGAUCAGGCGUCACCCACAUUUAUAUGACUCUUCCUUGAAAGAAUACAAAGACAACCAAAUGGUGAUGAACUCCUGGCGAGAGAUUGCGCAUACGCUUGGGAGAGAUGAAUGUGCCUGCCGCCAAAAAUGGAAAUAUCUGCGAGACAGAUACGUGAGGGCCAAGAGAAAGAUGAAAGGCGGGAGUGCCCGAGUGCCUCCGAUUGUUGCCAUGCUAGACUGGCUCUCUGGCUUCAUUAAACAUCGUCCCACUGAGUCGAACUUCUCAGCAGAGAAUGUGCGCAUGCGUGGAAAGCCAGACCAACGCGGACAGACGCAAGCCCUCAACUGUAGUACGAAUGGGAUCGCGUGUGCAUACGCGCGACCGGAGCAGUCCGCAGACGCAGAAAAUCCUCGUCUCCCUCCGUCCUCCCUGCACCUGCUGGUUCCUCCACUGAGGCUGAUGUCAGCCUGUAUGUGGCAGGUGGCCCAGGAGCGAAAUGUAGACCAGUAUGACAGACUGGCCGACUUCAUGACACUGGUGACAGAGAUGGUCCCAGAGCUUCUGAACUACAAACAGAAGACUCAGCUGAUCCUGGGACUGAGAGCACGACUCAUCCUUGAAUUGUUAAAGAGGAUGGAUAAGGUUGACAGCACAGCUAUCCAUGAUCAUCUUAAUGGUUUCCAACAGUGGACAACAAACUGCAUCUAUAAAGAGGAUCAAGAUGGAGAGUUGGAGUCUUCAAAGUCAGCGUUUGUGGAGCUGGUUCAGACACUGCUUGGAGACCAAUCUCAAAAAGAAAUUUUUUUCAAGGAGGUCUUCCCGCUACAGUAUGGAGUUCGUUUUGAUACAGCGCUGCAGAUCCUGGUCUGGGAGUUCUUCUACAGAUUGGAGGAGUUUCUCCCAGUACCAAGUUUUUCACAGGUAUUCUCCAUGUUUGACCUUUCUUCCAGCGACGAGCAGCUUGAGCAGUUUGUUUCUAAUCACGAGGGUCUGACGAACAUUUUGCAGCGUCAACAGGAGCGGCAAAAGUUGACUAAAAGUGAAUUCACCUUCACAUCAGACACAAUCCUCUCCACACUCGCAUCCAAACAGAUUUCAGCAGCGCCGGAAGAUCAUGUUGAUCAAAAAAUGCAUUGGGGAGGUGCAGACGGCAAACGAGACGCUGAGAAACCAUGGGAAGGUAAUCAAAUAAAGUUAGAAGAGGAGCCACAGGAAGUCAACAGCUAUAGCGUAGAGGACGGGUGUGAGGAUGAUGAGGAGACUGACGACAGCUCCAUUGACACUAAUGUGAACUCUCCGCUGCAGGAGUAUGGACUGUCACCACUCACUUCCUCUCCACGUUCUGAAGAAGCUGCAGAUGACAGAGAAACAGCUGGCGAAGCUGCCUCCCAGCCAUCCAGAUGCUCAGACGACUCAGUGGAAGGAGGGAAGCAGCAUCUGGAUUUGAGCGGAGACAAGGAGCUGCCAGAAGAGAGCACCAUCCAGUCCUCGACAGCGGCCAAUGUUUCCUGUCUACUCAGCGAGAACUCCUUAAGAGCCGAUAAAAACACCUGCCUGGAGUGUGGAAAGACUUUUUCAUCCUGCUCCGCCUUGAAAAACCAUCGUUUCGUUCACACUUCGGCGCGGCCGUUCAAGUGCACUCAGUGCGACAAGACAUAUAAAAGCCGUAAAGACCUGAAUCAACACGUCCUCAGUCAUUCUCAACCUAAAGUCAUGUGUUUUGCUUGCAGUUUGUGUGAGAAGAGGUUUAGUUCUCAGGGUUUGCUUACAGUUCACCUACGUCACCACACUGGAGAGAGGCCGUUCGCCUGCUCCUACUGCGACAAGAGAUUCCUGACAAAGUCGGUUUUGAAGUCUCACGUGCGCAUCCACACCGGUGAGCGCCCGUACGCAUGUCCUUUAUGUGACAAGAAAUUUACACAGUUGUACCCGCGCACCGUGCACCUCAGGAUGCACAUGAAAGAGAAACCGUACCUGUGCAGCACGUGUGGUAUGUCUUUCUGCAGCUCUGGGGCCUUGCUGGUGCACUCGCGCAGUCACACGGGGGAGCGGCCUUAUCAGUGCGAGUCCUGCGGCAAAGGUUUUGCCACGGCGGUACAGCUGACGCUGCAUCGGAGGUCGCACACGGGCGAGAGGCCGUAUGCUUGCUCAGAAUGUGACAAGUCGUUCCACAGCAGCUCAGGAUUGAAAAAACACAUGAGGACGCACACGGGGGAGAAACCACACAAGUGUUUGACGUGUCACAAGACGUUUUCACAAAAAUCCAACAUGAAAAUACACCUCAAAGUCCACAAGAAGAUCUAGCAUUCAGGAAGCUCCUGGAGACAUGUUGUUAUUAUGUGAAUUUUAUCUUAAGAAACCAAUAAAAGCCUGCUUCAUUCCUGUGUCAGGAAAUGCUGUUUUGGUGUAUGUUCACAUCAGCAAAUCACUAAUGUGUGUAUGUAAAUAUGAACUUGGGAUACUCAAAUAUUACAUGCUGGAGUGUUUGUAAACCUCAUGUUUUAGUAGACCAUUGUUAAAGAGCACAAUGUUUAUGGUUAACUUGGAGUUAAGACUUGAUUUUAGUAUUGUGUUUAGAAUUGAGAUUAGAGGACAGAGGAUGUACAUCAAUAGACAACAGUAAAUGUGUGUGAGAUAACAACAGAGCUGUGUGUGAUAGUGUGACACUGUGUAUUGUAAAAAAUUUGAAUGAAUGGGUGUUUUGUAAAUCAAUGAGGGUUAAAAUGAGUUUAAGAUUCCUGAAACUCCUUUUAUUUGUGCCUUAUAUUACUUAAAAGAAACUUCUGUGCAUAGGUUUGUAACCUAAUAAAUGUGUGUACCAAAGAUAAUAUAAA